Molecule: messenger RNA, 930 nt
Organism: Haliotis rubra (blacklip abalone)
Lineage: Eukaryota; Metazoa; Mollusca; Gastropoda; Lepetellida; Haliotidae
Product: fucolectin-4-like
Exons: 4
Coding region: 98-829 (243 amino acids)
Source: RefSeq, a predicted model, not a curated record
GCAAACACAUCUUCGCAAACUGCAUCUGCUGAAUCAGGUGGAACACAGGAAGGAGGAUGGGCUUCGUCAUCUGGGACGACUCACAACAGACGCAGACAUGACGUCCUUCACAAGUCUGAUGUAUGUCAACGUGUUGUUUCUUCUUGUUGAAUACUUGAAGGUAACAGCACCCGUUCAGACAAACAUAGCUCAAGGUAAACCUGCCUAUCAAUCCAGCGUGGCCCACAAUGGUCACCCAUUCUAUGCCGUUGAUGGUGUAACUGGAGGAAAUUUCCAUAGAGAUCGCUGUAUGCAUACACCUUAUGGCAAGUCCUGGUGGAUGGUCGACCUUCUCAAUGUCUACAACAUAUCUACAAUCACUAUUUUCAAAAGAACAGAUUCUUGGUCAGGUCGGCUAGAUCUUCUGAAGAUAGAGGGCUUUCUCGGGCAUCCUACCCUCUGUCCCGCAUCCUCCCCGAAAGUCUGUGUCAACCAGAUGGGCAGUUUCACUGGAACAUCCAAGACUGUUGCUUGUGAACAGGAGGUUAUGGCCAGAUAUGUGAAUGUUUCUCUCGAUGGCACGAUGACGAUGUGCGAGGUUCAAGUGUUUGGAGAAGGCAUUUGCUAUAAAAAUGAUGUACAAAUCCAAAAAGGUCGGAAGCAAGAUAGUCCUUCACCCAUGCAAAGCAGUUUGGCUUCGAGUCGCAUGGAGUGCAGCAACAUCUGUUACAGACACAGCUGUACGUUCUUCAACUACAACAGAGUGACUGGGGAAUGCCAGACAGGAAGUGGCCUGGCAACUUCCGCUUCAUCCUACGCUGCUGACUGGGACUUGGGCACAAUCUGUUGAAGGGCGAUUUUCCUGUAGAAAUGUGGUUUUUCCACCUAUCAAAUCGUUCAUGGUGAUAAUCGAAAUCAUAGACUUUUUUGAUGUCAUGGACGAUUCUGUUU